Messenger RNA from Manihot esculenta (cassava), 2102 nucleotides. RefSeq names its product protein IWS1 homolog 1. Lineage: Eukaryota; Viridiplantae; Streptophyta; Magnoliopsida; Malpighiales; Euphorbiaceae. Gene Ontology annotation, biological process: brassinosteroid mediated signaling pathway; regulation of DNA-templated transcription elongation. The record is from RefSeq and is a predicted model, not a curated record. Bases 194 to 1753 code for a protein of 519 amino acids. The transcript has 11 exons.
UCCAACUGGAUCAAGAUACGACCGACCGAUAACUAAGCCCAAAACAAAACGGUGGACUUGCUUGGAAACGACGAUAAAGAAGACCUAUACAAAUUUCCUUCCUUCCCUUGAAGGCUCUGCUCUUAUAAUCAAAAUUUCUGUGGUCUACUAAUCGAUCAUCAGAUUUUCUCCGAUCAUCGGCGCUUCCGUCAUCAUGGGUUACGAAGACGAUCCUUACCGCGAUGAGGAUGGAGAGCCGUUGAUGGACUAUGACGAAAUGCAAUCAGACGGUGGGCAAUCUCCAGAGCCUCACCACGAUGAUUUCCUAGAGGAUGAUGUUGAUGGUUGGGGUGAGCAAGCGCGAGAGAGGUCACAAACUCCGGUAUAUGAUGUUGAUAAGGUUGGCAAGCCCAGAAAGAGGUUGGUGAAGAAGAGCGAUUCAGGGAUGGGUACAAAGGAAAAUUUUGUCGUGCCUGAGUUGGUUGAUGAAGAUGAGGAUGGGGAAUUUGGAAGGGAUUAUGCAAUGGAAGCAAAAAAGAGGAAGAAACUUGGCAAGGAAGGAUCUGGAAGUAUUGGGAAGGAUAGGAAGAAGUUUAGCAAGGGGGAGAAGAAGUAUUCUAGUAAUGGAGGCAAGGGAGGAAGUAGUUCAAAAUCAGGGUUGAUGAAGAAGGGGAUGUAUUCAGGCAAGUUGGCUGGGAAGGAAGAUGGUGAGGUCAAGGAGAUGUGGGAUACUAUUGCUGGGGGUGAUUCUGAGGAUGAUCAAGACGGUCCUAGGACUAUGGAUGAUGACAACUUCAUAGAUGACAGUGGUUUAGAUCCUGCUGAUCGAUAUGGGAGUGACAAUGAACCACGCUCUCCUGGUGAUGCUCCUCAGGCAGAGGAGGGUGAGGAGGAUGAGGAAAUCAAGGAACUCUUCAAGAUGGGUAAGAAAAGGAAGAAGAAUGAGAAAAGUCCUGCAGAAAUUGCAUUGUUAGUUGAGAAUGUCAUGGCAGAGCUUGAAGUUACCGCUGAGGAGGAUGCAGAACUUAAUAGAAGAGGGAAACCUGCUAUCAAUAAACUCAAGAAGUUGCCUCUUCUUACUGAGGUCCUAUCCAAGAAGCAGCUCCAGCAAGAAUUUAUAGAUCAUGGAGUACUAACUCUGCUGAAAAAUUGGCUUGAACCUCUUCCAGAUGGAAGUUUACCCAAUAUAAAUAUCCGUGCAGCGAUUUUGAAGAUUCUGACUGAUUUUCCAAUUGAUCUAGAACAGUAUGAUAGACGAGAACAAUUGAAGAAAAGUGGUCUUGGAAAGGUUAUUAUGUUCUUAUCAAAAUCUGAUGAAGAAACUACAUCCAACAGAAAACUUGCGAAGGAUUUGGUUGAUAAAUGGAGUCGGCCCAUAUUUAAUAAGAGUACACGGUUUGAGGACAUGAGAAAUAUUGAUGAUGAUCGGGCCUACCGAAGGCCAACAGUAAGAAGGCCAGCAAAUAGUUCUGCAGGGAUGGAAUCUAGGGAUGGUGAUCUGGAUUUGGAUAUUUCAAGGGAGCGAAGAUCUGGUCAAUCAUCUGCCAGGCAGCAGCAUGCUUCUAGGCCAGAAGCAACUCCAUUGGAUUUUGUGGUGCGUCCUCAGUCUAAGAUUGACCCUGAAGAAAUUAGAAACCGUGCCAAACAAGUUGUACAAGAUCAGCGUCGACUAAAGAUGAAUAGAAAGUUGCAACAGCUGAAAGCACCAAAAAAGAAGCAACUUCAAGCUACGAAGCUGAGCGUGGAAGGUCGUGGUAUGCUCAAAUACUUGUGAAUUGUGAUGCUCCUGCGACUCCCUUUACUGCAAAGUCAGAAGUGGGCAAUCCUGUGAGCCAAAUUAUGCAUAAACCCUCUUGCCGAUUGCUGGUCAGAAACAAAUUGGAAUGGUAGUUGAUCUUCUGGCUUCAGGAUCAUUAAUAUAAAGCCCAUUUCACUUGAUUUGGGAAACCAAUUGUCGUGAGAAUAUGAUUUGAAGAUCAUUGUGGUGAGAGUACUAUUUUUAUUUUGUUAAAUUGUCAGACAGCUUUUCAUGUUAAUGUUAAAUUUCAAUGUUGAAAAAUUGAUGCUAAGUUGAUCAAAUAUUUUUUUGGAGGAAUAAAAUGUUCCCAUUUGCCCUGGAAAAA